GAGCUCACCUCCCUCAAGGCGCGCGCGUUGAAGGCGUACGCGACCAAGGACUUCCCCCAAUCGGCGGACCUGUACGCGCAAGCCUGCACGCUGCAGACCGAGAUCCACGGCGAGGACAACCCGACAAAUGCGCACCUACUCUACCUCUACGGCCGCUCGCUGUACAAGGUCGCGAUCCAAAAGAGUGAUGUUCUCGGCGGAGCCGCGCCCGAGGAGAAAGAGAAGCCCACAGAAGCGAGUGGCAGUGGGAGUGCGAAGGGAAAGGGGAAGGGAAAGGAAACAGAGGAGCAUACGGAGGGGGAGAAGAAACCGGCUGGACUGUUCCAGUUCACUGGUGACGAGGCUUACGACGAUGAAGAGGACGACGAUGAUGAGGAAGCCGAAGGUGAAGAGGGCGAGGAGGAGGAAGACGACGAGAUGAGUCUGGCCUGGGAUGUGCUGGACCUCGCGCGCGUCCUCUUCGAGAAGCAGCUUGCGCCAACCACCAGCGACGCCUCGACGUCUGCCUCCGUACCACCUACCCUCUCCGCACAGCAAAUCACCGACACCAAAACGAUGCUUUCCGACGUCUUCGACCUACUCGGUGAGGUCUCCCUCGAGUCCGAAAACUUCCCACAGGCGACAAAGGACUUUGACAGCGCACUCGUUCUCAAGCACGAGCUAUACCCGCUAGAGUCGACUCUGAUCUCGGAGGCAGAAUUCAAGAUGGCACUCGCGCUCGAGUUCUCGGCGCAGGAACCGGACCUGUCUGACGAAGACGCGCAAAAGCUGCGCGACGCCGCGGCAACACACAUCGAGAAAUCGAUCGACUCCUGCCGCGCGCGGAUUACUGUCGAGGAAGCCAAGAUCACCGACAAUCCCGACAAGAACCACGCCAAGGAGGCGAAGGAGAUCGAGAACGUCAAGGACAUGAUUGUAGAGCUGGAGCAACGUCUGCACGAUCUCAGGAAUCCCCCCGUCGAAGAGGCAGAGGGUAAUGAGGCGCUCCAGGGUCUGCUGGGACAGAUCCUUGGUGGCGAUCAGGACCCGCUGCUGGCGAAGGAGGCGCUCGAGAAGGCUAUGAAGGGCGCCAAUGAUCUUACUACGUUGGUCAGGAAGAAGCCUGCCCCUGCCCCGGCGGCUGGCGCCGAGUCGAGUGGUAGCAACAGU
Tricharina praecox is the source of this 1149-nucleotide messenger RNA. RefSeq lists its product as uncharacterized. NCBI's taxonomy places the organism in Eukaryota, Fungi, Ascomycota, Pezizomycetes, Pezizales, Pyronemataceae. Gene Ontology annotation, biological process: CENP-A containing chromatin assembly; DNA replication-dependent chromatin assembly. The transcript has a single exon. Gene Ontology annotation, cellular component: nucleoplasm. Gene Ontology annotation, molecular function: histone binding. The record is from RefSeq and is a predicted model, not a curated record. The annotation marks the transcript as partial.